GGCCCCCGGAAUCUUCUAUUGACGGGACUCUUUGGGUCGGCGGCAUCGAUGUUUGCAUUCGGCAGCUUAAACUCCACUGCGACCUUGUUAUUUUUCAUGAUGCUCAAUGGAUCAUUCCAGGCACUCUUGUGGCCCAACUGUGUUAAAUCCGUAGCUCCAUGGAUGAGUCAGUCUGUGCGAGCGAAGUACUACGGUGUCUGGGGUGCCAGUCCAUAUGUGGGCGGUGUACUAGCGACGGCAUUCGCAGUGUACCUACUCGAGAUUGGUGGCUGGAGAAAUUGCUUUCAACUUCCGGCUAUAGUUGUGGCCUUCGUGGGUUUGCUCAAUGUCAUGUAUCUCAGAUCUCCAAGUGAGGUGGGUGUGGCGGCACCGAACCCAUCUGCAGCCACGAGCAAGAAGAUUGGUUCACAAACAACGAAUAGCAUCUCAACAGUAGAGGCCAUGACAAUUCCUGGGGUACCGGCCUCUAGUCUCAGUUUCUUUUUCAUCAAGCUCACGCGAUACGCCCUUAUGAUGUGGCUGCCACUGUAUCUCACAAAGGUAGUGCACCUCCCUGAGGACACUGCCGGGUUUCUGUCACUGUGUUUCGAAGUUGGCGGCGCUAUCUCCGCUCCGUUCGCUAUGCCUGUGUGUUCAUACUUUGUGAACGGUCGCUUAAUCCGGGGAGUGGCAAUCUACCAGGUCACUAUGGGGGUGAUUCUGGUAGUAUUCAUUCUGACAUCCUCCUACGGGAGUCUGAUGGUCAUGGCGCUGUGUAUAGGUAUCGCAGGAGUGUGUUCUAAUUCGUGCGACAUGUUGCUGAGUGGGCCCAUAGCAACAGACUUUGGCGAGAUCGAUGGCAUGAAUGUUCAGGCAACUGUGGCCGGCCUCAUUAAUGGAGUGGGCUGUCUGGGCAGUGUGCUGCAGGGCUUGGUCAUUGGUGGUGUCUCCGACACUUACGGAUGGGAGUAUGUUUUCUACUUUAUUAUUCUGCUCUCAUUUGCCGCUGCCGCGGUGCUCGUGCCAGCAUUCCCUGUCGACGAUCGGAUACAGAUGAAAAAAACCAUACAACUUCCAUGAUGCAAUUAGUAGGCUGCUUCUAUUGAAAAGAGAUAUAUAUAUAUAUACAUAUAUAAACUCUGUUCAUAGUGAGUCUCCACGCAGUAGCUAGUACAUUGUUACCACAGGGAUGGUAUCGGGAACGGGCUACGUGGGUGGGGACGUAGUUCUUCGGCUCGUUGCUUGCCUUUUAGAUUUGAUAAGCAUCGCGUUCAAUAACGACCAACAUCCAACGUCUGUCAUGUGUUCAGAAGGACAGUUGAGCUGAAAUUCGUAUAAUGAUAAUGCAGAGGCUGAAACAUACCCUUCUGCCUGUUGUAGGAGGCUAUGGUAACUACAUUGCAUAUGCAAUACCUGCUCAGCGAAUGGUUGGCUAAUCUGAGGUGGCAUUUUAUAGUGUUUUUGACGCCGAAGUUGCUAUAGACUUGAAUACACGUUUUCGAUGGAUGGGCUUGAUCUUAGCUAUCUUUUGAGCGUGGCUUUUUG
Messenger RNA from Sphaeroforma arctica JP610, 1524 nucleotides. RefSeq lists its product as hypothetical. Gene Ontology annotation, biological process: transmembrane transport. The record is from RefSeq and is a predicted model, not a curated record. Bases 49 to 1059 code for a protein of 336 amino acids. The transcript has 8 exons. Lineage: Eukaryota; Ichthyosporea; Ichthyophonida. Gene Ontology annotation, molecular function: transmembrane transporter activity.